AUGACGGACGACAAAGAGUUGGUUGAAAUCACAGAAGAACUGAACGAAAUAGAAAUACAGAUAGCCUCACUUUUAGAAAGACAGCAAUAUCUUAUUGACAGGAAAAAUGAAAUACAGAGCCGCUUGAACUCAGAAGAAAAGAAAACUUCAAAAUCAAAUCAGACGCAAAAACAAGACUUCAAAGGCUCCAGWUUYGAAUGGUCAAAAGAACUUGAAAAUAUACGCGAAAAUGUGUUUAAGAUGGACACGUUUAGACCUUUGCAGCUUGAAUGUAUGAACGCCACAUUGUCUGGUUGUGACUGUAUACUUAUUAUGCCAACAGGAGGGGGCAAAUCAUUGUGUUUUCAAUUACCUGCAAUGGUUUCUAAGGGUUUUACUCUAGUGGUGUCCCCCCUGGUUUCUCUAAUGGAAGACCAAUUGAUGGCCUUACACAGGUUAAAUAUUAAAAGUGAAAUGUURAAUGCAAGCUGCCCAAGAGAGAAGGUUAACUCUGUUCAUGCCGCCAUGUUGGAUCAGAAAUCUGGUCUCAAGUUGUUGUAUGUGACGCCAGAGAAAAUAGCAAAAAGCAAGAGAUUUAUGGCAAAACUGGAGAAAAGUUAUGAUGCUGGUCUUUUAUCUAGAAUAGUCAUUGAUGAAGUCCAUUGUGCCAGCCAAUGGGGUCAUGACUUUAGACCUGAUUACAAAAUUCUUGGAAUCUUAAAGAGACAAUACCCAGGYGUACCCAUACUGGGACUGACAGCUACGGCAACMACCAAGGUCAUUGAAGACRUCAAGAAGAUUCUGGUUCUUCAGUCAGACUGUUUGCUGUUGAAGGCUUCAUUCAAUCGACCAAACCUAUACUAUGAGAUAAGAUACAAAGCACCAUCCAGCAAAGACUGCAUGAAUGACAUGUGUCAGUUAAUUAAAUCUAGAUUUGCCUCUCAAUCAGGCAUUGUUUAUUGCUUCUCAAGACAAGACUCUGAAGACGUUGCACAAGAACUUAUGACAAGAGGAAUCAARGCUGGUUGCUACCAUGGUGAUAUGCCUGCUGAAGCUCGRAGUCAAGUGCACCAUAACUGGACACAGGAUAGAAUUCAGGUUGUUGUAGCUACUGUUGCUUUCGGCAUGGGUAUUGACAAGGCUGAUGUGCGGUUUGUUAUCCAUCACAGUCUCAGUAAAUCUAUGGAGAAUUAUUACCAAGAGAGCGGUCGAGCUGGCCGUGAUGAUAAGAAGUCUUCGUGUAUUCUCUAUUAUAGACCUUUUGAUGCUUUUAGACAGCUAACUAUGGUAUUUACAGAACAAACAGGCAUCCAAAACCUCUACAAUAUUUUGAGGUAUUGUCAAGAUGGAAGAUUGUGCCGACGCGCAUUGAUUGGACAGUAUUUCGGAGAAACUUGGGAUCCAGAACAUUGUCAGGAGAUGUGUGAUCACUGUCAAUCAAGUCAUAAGAAUGUAACAACCAUGGACAUCUCAGACUACACUAUAAGCCUACUAAAGAUACUGGAACAAGCAGCAAGUCUUGGAGAACGAGUCACACCAAACAAACUACUUGAUGCUUGGAAAGGAAAGGGUCAAACCUCRCUGCGUGUGCGCUCARUUACACCUCCCAAUCUAUCCCAAGAUGCCUGUGAAAGAUUGAUAGUUCAUCUAGUSUUCAAGGGAGUUCUGAAGGAGGAGUUUCACUUCACUCCAUAUUCAACGAUAUGUUACUUGGUUAAAGGAACGAGGGCUGGAAUGGUGAUGCAAGGAUUGAAAGUCAAAAUGGACCUAUUACAAGAUCAGAAUGAAGAAAAUACAAAAUCAAAGACUAAAACUAAACGUAAAAGCAAAUYCAACAUCACCACAGAAGCAAGYAAUGGUUUGGACAURAAUGCUUCAUCAAKAAAGACAUUGCCUUCUGAAACAGSAAGUAAAAAAAGGAAAACAGAGAAAACAAAUCAGGCAGAACAAUCUCUUGUUGUAGAGACAAAGAAAACUUUUGUUGUUGUAUCAGAUAGUGAUGACAAUGAUGAUUUUGUAUAGCUUAAUAGAGUUUAAAAGAUGUAAUUUUUAUCAAUAAAUUACCUCUGUUUUUUUUGCCUUCACUAUGAAUAAGACAAGAAAAACUAUAAAAGUAAACAGACAACUACAAUUUAAGUCAAAAGGAAACAUUAAAACACUCUUUCUGUCCUUCUUUCUUUCUUUGUUUUUGUCYACUUAUCUUAACUUGAAUUGAUUUUAAUCAGUAUAGCAAAACACCUUGAAKCAGGUUAAUGUGUUUUGUUAUGCUGAUAAAAAUGAGUUAUGGUGGCCCUCAAUGUAAAAACAAAGUUUGACCAAUGGGUGUAAAACAUCAAUAAAGAGUUUUUCURACAGUGUAAAAUUCAAUGUAUGUGAUGUCAAUAGUUUACAUGGUUAAGUGUGGAGUGAAGCURACUAUUAUUACUCAUGAUUGUAAAAAUAAAUUUUCGAUUACA
Messenger RNA from Exaiptasia diaphana, 2435 nucleotides. Its product is annotated as ATP-dependent DNA helicase Q1. Gene Ontology annotation, cellular component: chromosome; cytoplasm. Gene Ontology annotation, molecular function: nucleic acid binding; ATP binding; four-way junction helicase activity. The transcript has 8 exons. Lineage: Eukaryota; Metazoa; Cnidaria; Anthozoa; Actiniaria; Aiptasiidae. The coding region runs from base 1 to 2001 and encodes 666 amino acids. Gene Ontology annotation, biological process: double-strand break repair via homologous recombination. The record is from RefSeq and is a predicted model, not a curated record.